Molecule: messenger RNA, 1876 nt
Organism: Nymphalis io (European peacock)
Lineage: Eukaryota; Metazoa; Arthropoda; Insecta; Lepidoptera; Nymphalidae
Product: germ cell nuclear acidic protein-like
Exons: 8
Coding region: 30-1736 (568 amino acids)
Cellular component (GO): nucleus
Source: RefSeq, a predicted model, not a curated record
UUACUAAAUAUAUAUAAUAAUAUAAAACGAUGGAGUUAAAAAUGGCCCAAGCUAAUCAACGAAACCGAUUCAAACUCUCUCUAAAGAAAAAUAGACUGAAAACAUCUAACCGUGGUUCUGAUGUCAUUGUUCUCGACGAAUCAUUUGAUAACCUACGCUCUGAAUUUAUGACAAAUGGUCAAUCAAAACCUCAGACGUAUUCUCCAAUCGUGAUCAACGAUUCUUGCGACGACUUAUUUGAUCAAUUAUUAUCAUUGGAUAAGACGCCGAGUAAAGCUGGCAAUGUUUCCUUCAAUCUGACAAAUGAUUGCACAUCACCAGUAAAACAAGAUUCCAGGCCCAGUAUAGGAGGCUGGUCGCCCGCCCAGAACAUUAUAUGUGCUACUCCCAAACAUGACACUAUUCCUUCCACACCAUUGGACAAAGCUAAUGUGACUUCAGAACAAUGCUCCAUCAAGAAAAUACAAGAUUCACAUCAUAAGCUACUAAGCGAUCUAUAUGGAGAGUCAUGGAAAUCAAUACCGACAUUAUUCAAACACUUACAACAAAAUCAUGACAAUUUGGAUGGUAUUUCUAAGCAAUUACAUUUUAACGAUGAAGAGGAUAGUGACAAGGAGAACAUACGAUCUGAUUUAAAAAGGAAUAAAGCUCUAUAUUUAACGGACUCUGAGAUCAAAAAGAAAAAUGAUUUAGUUGAUUUUGAGAGAAGAUCUAAAAAGAAAUUAUACACAGAAAAGAUUCCUAGUGUCCCAGAUCCCGACCCCGAACCAGAAAUAUUUAAGCCAAAAUCGAUUAAAAAUAAAAAUGUAAAUAGUUCAACAAAGAAAACAAAAGGUUUGUCAGUUACCGAAAUAGUGAAGGUGAUGCGAAAUGAUGUUGAUCUAAUAACAAAAAAAGUUCAAAGUGUAACAGUUACUCCUAAGAAAGAUGAAAUUAAGAGGCUUAGCUUCGUUGGAUCAUUGGCAGAUAAUGUUCCCUCUUGGCGCUGUCACCUAGAAGCAUUGCAGUAUCAUGAUAAUUAUAAAAAAUUACGCGAACAACUUGCCAGACGUCUGUAUAUUGAAUUCAAUAAAACUGUAUUUGAUAAUGCGUUGGAUGCCGAUAUGCCAAUUAUAUGGGAUACAAAAUUAAGAAGCACAGCUGGAACAACGACCAAUAGACUGGUAAAAACAGCAAGAGGUGAUAAAAUACGUACUUCAAGUAUAAAACUAUCAACAAAAGUAAUUGAUGCAGUGCAAAGAUUACGUGACACGCUCAUACAUGAACUCUGUCACGCUGCAACGUGGCUCAUUGACGGUGAGCUGAGAGCGGGACAUGGGCCAUUAUGGAAGAAAUGGGCAACACAAGCACUUAAAAAGUUUCCAGAGCUUGGUGAGAUAUCAAGAUGCCACAAUAUGGAAAUACAUUACAAGUAUGCAUAUAAGUGCACUAAAUGUGGCUACAGUAUUAAAAGACAUUCAAAAUCAAUAGAUAUAACGAAAAAGUGUUGCGGUUAUUGCCGGGGAAAAUUUGAGAUUAUAGUCAAUAAGAAGAACAAGGACGGCGUCAUCGUAUCUACGCCGGCUAGAAAGGGAGGUCCGAACGAUUUCGCGUUAUUUGUCAAACAGAACUACGGUACCCUUAAAGAUGGUACGAAGACCCAUGCUCAAGUCAUGAAGUUGCUAGGGGAACAGUUUUCAGCUAAAAAGGAUAAAAAUCAAAAAAAAGAACUGAUCAGUGAUUUUAAUAGUGAUUAGUUGAAAAAUGCUUGCCAUUAUCAAAAAUGUUAUUUUUUUAGUUAAUGUUUGAUGAUAUACUUGAAACCCAAAAAAAUUGAAAAGACGUUAUUUUUCACAUUUAAACUCCUUUAAGCAAUUUAAGCGCUGCUGCAAUGCAA